Molecule: messenger RNA, 771 nt
Organism: Corylus avellana
Lineage: Eukaryota; Viridiplantae; Streptophyta; Magnoliopsida; Fagales; Betulaceae
Source: RefSeq, a predicted model, not a curated record
AUGGACGGAUUGAGGCCAGGAUGGGCAGUGAAGGCGAUCGUAGUGAUAAUACUCACAUCGAUUCUGUUCCGUUGCGUCUCCGCAACCAAUCACUCCGUCGGUGGAUCCGCCGGCUGGGAUUUGGCUUCAGAUCUCCGAGCCUGGUCUGCUGCUACCACCUUUCACGUCGGUGACUCUCUCGUGUUCACGUACACUCCGCUUCACGAUGUGUUGGAAGUGGACGAAUCGGAUUUCGAGUUGUGUCUCAUAUCACACCCAAUCAGCGCGCACCGUGACGGUAAUACCGUGAUCCCGCUGAGCCAGACGGGCGCCAGGUACUUCAUCUGCGGCCGACUCGGGCACUGCGACAUGGGCCUUAAACUCCAACUCCAAGUCCUCCCUCAGCUCACCACCAAUGCAACCGAUGCUGGUUCUAACGAUGAUGACGGCAAUAGCGGUAGCGGUGACGAUGGCGAUGGUGAAACAGGGCAGCACCAUGGAGGUGGAGGUGGAGGUGGAGGUGGACAUGGAAGACGCUAUCCUCCACCUCCUCCACCUCACAGUCAUGGAAGCCAACCUCCACCGCCAAAUGUGAAACCCGACCCGGUCGUUGAUCAGCCCUCAGCGCAUGUGCCGCCGCCUGCUCCUUCCCCUUGUAAAGCUUCUGGUGCGUGCCACGUGGAGGAAUUGAACUGGUGGUGCUUACCCUUGAUUACGCUGCUGCUGAUUAUCUCUUCUCGGCCCCGCGAAACGCUGUGUUUCUUGUUCACUUCUUUACAUCUCGCGAUCUGA